AUGUCCGAAACAGGUCUCGAGCACAGCCAGGUAGACGUGGUUCAAAGCUCUGGAGACGAAGCUGAGAUUCGUUUCGUGACGAGCAAGCGUUCAGGGUACGUGGCGCGAGCGCAUCGAAACCCGCUAGCUAUUGGCGGCUUUGCAGUUCCGCUGAGUCCGAAACUUGUAACCUGGACUGGCGUCUUUCCGGGAGUAGCGAGUCCCAAGGUUCGUGUUGUUGACAUCGGAAGCGGAUACGGAGGACUGUUACUAUACCUAGCGACGCGUGUUGCCCCGGACUGUUGCGUGCUCGGCCUCGAGAUUCGCACUGCGGUAUGGCAACAGGCACACCAGAAGCUGCUCGAGCUUCGUUCCACUUGUGGAGCGUAUCGACGCGUUGCGUUUCUGCAUACAAACGCACAGCGAUAUCUUUGGAACUACAUCGAACGUGCAAGUUUGGACGCGCUUAUUUUUGCGUAUCCUGAUCCACACUUUAAACGGAAAAAGCACCGCCAACGAAUCAUCUCCAGGACCUUGUUGCCGCUCUAUGCGUACUUGCUUCGAAGAGGCGGCCGCAUCUAUACCUCUACUGACGUAGAAGCGCUCUAUGAAUGGAUGCAUGAUCGCUUCGAAGAGAGUGCACUUUUCGUGCGUAAAUGCCGCUUAAUCGAGCGUCACGGCAAAAGCCGAUAUAACCCAAACCGGGUUCCGGAAUCGAAGCCGAUAGAGGACUCGGACGAAGCCUCCAUUCAGUUCUUCAAGAACGAUCCCUAUGCCGCUGCGGUGCGGGACUGGACCGACGAGGGCCGUCGUGUAUCGCGUGUUCAGGGUGACAAGUUCCUGCUCGUGUACGAGAAAGUAUGA
Cyanidioschyzon merolae strain 10D is the source of this 843-nucleotide messenger RNA. RefSeq lists its product as hypothetical. Bases 1 to 843 code for a protein of 280 amino acids. Gene Ontology annotation, biological process: RNA (guanine-N7)-methylation; tRNA methylation. Gene Ontology annotation, cellular component: tRNA methyltransferase complex. The transcript has a single exon. Gene Ontology annotation, molecular function: tRNA (guanine(46)-N7)-methyltransferase activity. NCBI's taxonomy places the organism in Eukaryota, Rhodophyta, Bangiophyceae, Cyanidiales, Cyanidiaceae. The record is from RefSeq and is a predicted model, not a curated record.